AUGAUCAUCCUUGCUGAAGCAUUACCCGUCGUUGGAAUGUGGAAAAAGUACAAGCCUGGAACUGGAAAGAAUUACCACCUUUGGAAGAACGAAUACGAAAAGCCAUGGAAAAGCGAGAACGAGAUUCUCACUGAAGAAGACUAUAACGAAUGGUUUCAGAAAACUGAGCAAUAUUUCGAGGACUUGGCAAACGGAAAGUAUAGACUUUGGGACCAGCAUUUGAGUGUUGUUUUUGGUGAUAAUGGUGUGAUAUACUACGAUGAUGGCGUUGAUUAUGGUGACUAUUACGAGGCAUUCGACAAUGAGUUAAAAUAA
Molecule: messenger RNA, 315 nt
Organism: Cylicostephanus goldi
Lineage: Eukaryota; Metazoa; Nematoda; Chromadorea; Rhabditida; Strongylidae
Source: the annotation of a GenBank genome assembly